CGUCGUCGAUAACGGUUAUUCAAAAUCUCUGGACGGAGUGUGCGUCGUCGUCACCGGAGUAUACGGCGAAUCAAACGGCGGAGUCUAGCAGCAACAGAGCGGCGGUUCAGGCGCCUAAUGACGAUUCCUCCGCCAGAAAAUCGUACGCCAUCUCUCCCUCUAGCACUUUUUGCAUUUCUUCGUAUUCCCCAGGAAUUGGCGUUCUGCUUCGGUGUUGCCGUUUAGUUUUGAGUUUAUGGCUGUGGAUGCUCGAGCAUCGCCCAAGGUUUCUGGAAAUGUUAAUUAGCUGCUAUGAAAUUUGAAUGUCCUGCGUCAAAAAGAGAUAUACAUCAAAGACGACUACGCUCAACUUUUUGUUAGAAGAUCGCUUUCGCAGAUAAUCAAUCGGGGUAAGACUUUUUGUUGAUUGUUUUCCACCAUUUUUAAACAAGCUGACUCUGCGGCUUUGGAUUGUUGAGGUUACUAUCCCAUUGGCUGUUUUGCUCAAGCUUCUCUUCCAAUUUUUGGAACAGCUUAAACAAAGAAACAGAUAUUGUCCCUUCGAGCUGGCUUUGACACUACGUAUUUUCAGUUGCAGAUCCCUUCCUGCUUAACUCUCCAUGUGUCCUGCUUUCUCUGUUAUUUAGCUUUUUUUGGUUCUUCGGUUGCUUUCUUUGUUGUCUCAACAUUUGGUCACUGCUAAUCCACUAAUUCUAGACGUUCAUUGGUUCUUCUUUGAUGGAAUUGCUCCUGUUCCGUUUGUUUCAUUUGCAGGAUGGGAUGCACCCCGUUUCCCUGCCGUGAUAGUAAGUUGAAAGAACUAGUCAUCAGGAUAUUUAACCAAAACUCAAUUUAUUUUCUUCUCCAGGCCAGGUAACAAGUAAGAAGGCUGCUGUUAUAGAAAACUCCAAUCUAUUAGGGGACAUAAUUGGGGCAAAUGCAACUAUCUUUUAAUGGUCGCAUGGAGACUAGCACAAACUCUUUGCACGAUAAUCCUCUUUCAAUUCUCGUGAUCCUCUUUUUCAAUAUCUUUUCUCUUGUUCACAUGAACGUUUAUAGAAAACCAAGGUUGCUCGUAUAUACUCCAAAUGCGAGGGUUAUGUAUUGGCAGGAUAGAGCGAUUGGAGUUGUUUUUGAUGAUUUGAAGAGAGAAAUGUGAUGCAGGAACAAUAGGGCGUAACAUAUGGUGUCAAUGAUGCAAUGAUGAAGACGACGAGGCCAGAUCCUUUCGAAAAGCAGAGGCAGGAGCACGUGGGGAAAGAGAAAGCAGACCAUGUCACAAAUCUGGAGGAGAGGGUGAUCGCCAUUCAGGAGUACUUUGAGAAGGCUGCCUCGGUGGGGGACCAGGUCUCUGUCAUGCUCGAGAUCGACCGAGCACAGCUCAAGAAGACGGUGUAUCACUCGAGCAGUGUAUCAAGCAACCUGAGCUCUAGCUGGACCUUGAAGCCGCCAUUGGCCGUGAAGUACAAACUCGACACAUCUACACUUGACGAAGGAGGCAUUCCCAAGAGCCUCUCUUCCAUUCUCGACCGCCUCUUGGCUUGGGAGAAGAAGCUCUUCCAGGACGUCAAGGCGAGAGAAGGAGUGAAGAUGAAGGACAGGAGAAAGCUGUGUGCAUUGCGGAGUCAGGAAUACAAAGGAGAGCAGGAUUCGAAGCUCGACAAGACCAAAGCUUCUAUUACCAGACUGCAGUUGCUGAUCAUUGUCACUUCCCAGGCUGUCUCAACCACAUCUUCCGCCAUUCUCUGUCUCCGUGACACCCACCUUCUUCCACAACUCGUCCAACUCUCUCAGGGGCUCAUGUACAUGUGGAAGUCGAUGCAUGAGUUUCACGAGAUCCAGAACAACAUCGUGCAACAAGUCCAGGGCCUUGUCAACCAAGCAGACAACAAAAGUGACUCAACAUCUGAACUGCACCGCCAAGCGACUCGUGAUCUUGAGUCAGCUGUCUCCUUGUGGCACUCCAGCUUCUGUCGCCUCAUAAAAUUCCAAAGUGACUUCAUAUGUGCACUCCAUGGCUGGUUCAAACUCACCCUUUCACUUGUCAAUGAAAACGCAAACGCAGACCCCCACCCUGAGCAAUCAGAUGCAUAUGUGUUCUGCGAUGAGUAGAAGCUCAGCCUUGAACGUGUUCCGGGCACAGUAGCCUCAGAGGCCAUCAAGAGCUUCCUGAAAGUUGUCCAUGUCAUAUCUAUAAAACAAACCGAGGAGCUGAAGAUGAAGAAACACUCUGAGGCAGCAUCAAAACAGCUCGAGAAGAAGGCUUCCGCUAUUAGGAACAUAGAGAGAAAGUACUACCAAUCAUACUCCACGGUCGGGAUCAAUCUUCAUGGUGCAGGGCCUGAGAAUGGACAAGCUUGAGAUGCACAUGAUCUGCUCUCAGAAACGAAGUCUGAGUUGGACGUGUAUCAGAGGCGCUUGGAGGAAGAGAUGCUGAGGCACACCAAGGCAGUGGAGGUGACUAGAGCGAUGACACUGAACAACCUCCAGACAGGGUUGCCAAAUGUGUUCCAAGCUUUGACAAGCUUCUCUUACCUGUUCACCAAGUCUCUUGAAGCCGUAUGCUCCCGCUCCGACGCUACCAAGUAGAUUGUUUGUUUUGGGGGUCCAGUGCAUAUUUCUUCUCUCUGCUAGCGUGACUCUGUGAUCCAAUUUUUUUUUUUUUUUUUUUUUUUUUAUGUUCUUACUGUAAAUAACUCUGAUUGUGUUCAGCUUUCCACGAUUUGUUAGUUUCACGGUGAAUCGAGUUUUUUCUUUUCUGGUGGUUUCGUACAUGGAUUGCCAUUUUCGGUCAAAUGGCUAUAGAGCAUAUAUUCUUCA
Molecule: messenger RNA, 2799 nt
Organism: Tarenaya hassleriana
Lineage: Eukaryota; Viridiplantae; Streptophyta; Magnoliopsida; Brassicales; Cleomaceae
Source: RefSeq, a predicted model, not a curated record